AUGGAUACUAAAGAAAACGUCACCAUUAAUAUGAGUGGAACGAGAUUUGAAGUAUCCGAGGAGACAUGGCUAACCAUCAAAAGUAACCUAUACGAUACUCAUGGACCAGAGAAAACAUCCAAAUUGUUUGCAAAGAAGAUGCUGAAUAUGCUGGACACUGAUGAAUCUAACCGGACACACGACAAGAUCUACUUGGAUCGUCGACGACGAGGAAAUGACUUGGGAGCAGUACAAGCAGCAGUGUGGAGUGUUCUUGAGGAACCUUCGUCAGGGCAGUUGGCAAAGGACACCUCUCAACUCUACAAGACGACUAAAGCAGGUGACCUUUUCUUUGAAAGACAUCCAAGCUGCUUUCCAGUGGUUUUGGGGUACUUUCAAAACCGAGGAUUACAUAUGCCGUCCUCUCUUUGUCCAUCAGAGUUCAAUGACGAGAUGGAGUUUUGGGGUAUCAGAUCGGAUAAAAUCGCUAAGUGUUGCUACAGUCGAUAUGUAGCAUUCUUUGACGAUCAAAACGUUUUGAAAAUACUAGACCAAGACCAAAUGGCAAGGAAAGAGGAAAGAAAGGAAAUUGAAAGGAGACAGCGAGGAGCAGGAUGGCGUGCUCUAGAGGCAAAUGUUUGGAGUGUAUUAGAGGAGCCAUCUUCAAGUACUUUAGCAAAGAUCUACUUCUACGUCAGUACAGUGUUUGUCGUCGUCUCCAUAUCGGCCCUUGUAUCAGGAACACAUAAAACAUUCAAACGACCUCUGAACCUUCAGGAAUGGCAUGAAUUUUUCGGUGAUGAAUUUGACCUGUAUAAGGCUCAUUUUGAUGGAAGCGACCUUUCCAACACGACAGUUCCUCCGCUUCCAAAGACAGCUACACACCUUGAUUUUCUCGUGUAUUUAGAAUAUGUGACAGUCACAUUUUUCACGAUUGAACUCAUCAUGAGGAUAAUAUUUUGCCCUUUCAAAAGAAAGUUCUUCCUUUCCUUUCUCAACCUGGUUGACAUAUUCGCCCUGUUGGUGAUGUAUUCCAAAUACGUUGUCAAUGCGAUCAGCCCAAAGGAAAAAUACCAGGCAUCUGUGUUCGACAUUGUUCACUGCUUACAAAUUGUUCGAGUCUUUCGUCUCUUCAGACUCGUCAAGAAUUACAUCGGUUUCCGGGUUCUGUUAUACUCAGUGAAAGCCAGUGCAAAGGAAGUGAUGCUGAUGUCCAUGUUUCUCGUCGUCGCUAUGUUAAUGUUUGGUGCAUUUGCCUUUUUCUCUGGCGACACUGUGUUUGAGAGCAUUCCUGAUGCUUUCUGGUGGGCUGUUGUUACCAUGACUACAGUCGGAUAUGGAGAUGUCUAUCCUACCAUUGGACUGUCCAAGCUUGUCGGAGCUGUCUGCGCUGUCACAGGUGUGUGUCUCCUGGCUGUCAUCAUCCCAAUAUUUGUAAAUAACUUUCUCCUGUUCUAUGCCUACUCAAAAGUUUGGGGAUCUUCCAUUGGUGAAGAGGAAAAGAGGAAAACAAGCGUUUCUCCCAUCGCUGUUAAUCUUGAAUCGUCGUCGGCGUUGCCUGAAAAAGAUGAUAACAAUUAACACGUGACUUAUCAAUGUCACUAUGGAAACAUUUCCUUCCUUUUUCUUAAAUACACCUUUUUACUAACAGUAUUGUUGUUGACGAGUUAAGUUCACAUGAGCACAUCUUUAUGACAUAUUUCCUUAAACUUUUUUUCCAGUAACAUUUGAUAUGUGUAUUUGGAAUUCUUUGAAUUCGACAUGGGAUGUUCUGAAUACCAAAUAAUGGAUAUCAUUGUUUUUCAUUAUCAACAAUAUCUUUAUAUGCUAUAAGAUAGACAAAUUGAUAUGUUUUUGAAAGCCACGGAAAGGGCUUAUCCUAUAUAAACAUACGGUUAUAGGGACCAAGCAACCAAUUGUUUUUCCAUCGACUUUAGU
Molecule: messenger RNA, 1917 nt
Organism: Pecten maximus
Lineage: Eukaryota; Metazoa; Mollusca; Bivalvia; Pectinida; Pectinidae
Product: potassium voltage-gated channel protein egl-36-like
Exons: 4
Coding region: 1-1560 (519 amino acids)
Biological process (GO): potassium ion transmembrane transport; protein homooligomerization
Cellular component (GO): voltage-gated potassium channel complex; membrane
Molecular function (GO): delayed rectifier potassium channel activity
Source: RefSeq, a predicted model, not a curated record